Molecule: messenger RNA, 1950 nt
Organism: Anisakis simplex (herring worm)
Lineage: Eukaryota; Metazoa; Nematoda; Chromadorea; Rhabditida; Anisakidae
Source: the annotation of a GenBank genome assembly
GUGCCCGAUGUAGAUGAUAUUGUUUUUGAUGUACCACUUGAAAAUGAACAUCCGCUGAAGCGACAGGCCCGGCAAACGAAUUUAUCUUCAGAAUAUCAGCCAUUGAGGAUUCAUUUGCAUUAUGACAAUGGAAGCAUAUCGUUGUUAACAUCCUUACUGCCAGAUGCAGUCGGCUAUUGGACUAGUGCUUUGUCAGUGCGUCGCAAAAAUGCACCCAUACGGCUGAACAGAAAGUGUCUGUCGAAUCAUUAUUACAUAAGACCAAAUGAAAAGAGUCAGCAUCAGUCUUGUGUGAUGGGGUGUAAAAGGAAGACAACGUGUGGUGAGAUCGUUGUGCCCGAAGAGCAUUUAUUCCAAUGCAGAUAUUGCUCAUCACCAAAUCCGUACAACUGUAUCGCGUCAGGCCCAAAUGAUGGACCAGGUGUUGAGAAUGCUGACUUCUUAUUGUAUGUAUCCGCCGUAUUAUCAGACAGGUGUAAAAACAUCGAUACGGUUGCUUAUGCUGCACACUGUCAACAAGAAGCUGAUUUUGAUAGACCAAUAGCUGGUCAUGUCAACCUAUGUCCAAAUGCACUAUCGACACAAACACACGAUCAAGAAGUACUCCUCUCUACAGUUAAACAUGAAAUUCUACAUGCACUCGGAUUUUCGGCUGGUCUUUAUGCGUUCUUCCGUGACGACAACGGUAACCCCAGAACUAAGCGCAAUCGAUACAACAAGCCACUAUCACUGAAUCGUGAACGAGGUUAUUAUGAUUGGGAUUCGAAUACCGUUAAAACAAUCAUGCGAGAUGACUGGUGGACUGCUGAUGGCAUUGUAAUCCCAUUAUUAGAAGCAUUCAUUCAAUUACUUUCUGAAUUGUUUACAAAUUUCAUUCAGUGUAGUCUCGAUACAGUACACCACCUUAGAGUGUCUCAUCCAGUACAUAUGAUGGUGACACCAAGGGUGAUGCAAGAAGUAAGAAGGCAUUUCAAUUGUGAUCAUUUGGAGGGUGCUGAACUGGAGAAUCAAGGUGGUGAUGGAACUGCUUUCACUCAUUGGGAGAAGAGACUUUUCGAGAACGAAGCAAUGACUGGCACGCACACACAAAAUCCAGUCUAUUCUCGCCUAACACUCGCUCUUCUUGAAGACAGUGGAUGGUAUCGUGCUAACUAUAGUGUUGCCGAGAACCUGCAUUGGGGCAAAGGUCUUGGGUGUGAGUUCGCGCAAAAAAGUUGCGGUGAAUGGAUUAAUAAACGAUCAGCAAGGUCAGAAUCCAUAUUUCCGUAUUGCAACGAGAUAAAGCACGAUGGUAAGCGAUCACUGGCAACGACACGUUGUACGGCUCAGCGAGACUCAUUGGCACUUUGUAAUCUGAUUCCUUAUCGAGAAAUUCUUCCGAAAGACUAUCAGAAUUUCGAGAAGCUCGAGGGCGUGCAAGCUGCUGGAGUUAAGCAUUAUGGUGGAUCAGUGGAACUUGCCGAUUUUUGCCCAUACAAUCAAGAGUUCGAGUGGAAAGGGUCGUCGACGAUGUCGAAUUCGAAUUCGAGUGCACCGAAACGUCGCGACAGUCGUUGUGAAAUAGAGGGCAAUAUAGCGACAUCGGAUGAAACGAAUUCCAUUCUGGAACUAUACGGCAGUCAAUCGGGCUGUUUCGAUCUGGCCACUGCGUGGACUGAACGCAAGUGCUCGCGCAUUCGCACUGACCUUUCAAUGCUUUUCACAUACCAGAUUGUGAAUGGUUGGCUACGUGAAGGUGUCAUUAUAUGUCCGUCAUGUGCAGACUUCUGCACACCUGAAUUGUUCCCUGCUGACGAUAAAUACGGCGAAUGUCUAGCGCCGAUUCAGUUACCGAACGACACUCACAUCGGUGAUGAACCAAUCAAGGAGCCGUGUUCGGCAUUCAAAAUCUCUACGAACAGUCUAUUGUAUAUUCUCGUUGUGCUUGUAAUCAUAUCAGUCAACCAAUGA